Molecule: messenger RNA, 1113 nt
Organism: Solanum lycopersicum (tomato)
Lineage: Eukaryota; Viridiplantae; Streptophyta; Magnoliopsida; Solanales; Solanaceae
Product: ras-related protein RHN1
Cellular component (GO): Golgi apparatus; endosome
Molecular function (GO): GTPase activity; GTP binding
Source: RefSeq, a predicted model, not a curated record
GAAUGGACAAGAGAAGAAAUCCUUUGGUUUUUAGCUUUUGAGGCCUUCCAACAUACGUCAGGCUCUUUAAUUUACUACUAGUAUUUGUUUUCUGCUUACAACCCAAUACCUCUGUAAAUUGGGAUUUCAUCAUUUUCAUCUUCGGCAUUUGAUCAUGGCGGCAACUGCUCACAAUAAUCUCAAUGCAAAACUCGUGUUGUUGGGGGACAUGGGAGCUGGUAAAUCAAGCUUGGUUAUACGAUUCGUCAAGGGACAAUUCCUUGAAUUCCAAGAAUCGACGAUCGGAGCGGCUUUCUUUUCCUCUACUGUUUCGGUUAACAAUUCUACGGUGAAGUUUGAGAUCUGGGAUACUGCUGGUCAGGAGAGGUACCAUAGCUUAGCGCCUAUGUAUUACAGGGGUGCUGCAGCAGCUAUUAUCGUCUAUGACAUCACCAGCACUGAUUCAUUUGCACGGGCAAAGAAAUGGGUGCAAGAAUUGCAGAAGCAAGGUAAUCCGAUUAUGGUAAUGGCUCUUGCUGGCAAUAAGGCUGAUCUAGAAGAUAAGAGGAAGGUGACUGCAGAAGAAGCACACUUGUACGCUGAGGAAAAUGGCCUAUUUUUCAUGGAAACCUCUGCCAAAACUGCUGUUAAUGUCAACGAUAUAUUUUACGAAAUCGCUAAACGAUUGCCUAGAGCUCAGCCUGCUCAAAAUCAGGCAGGAAUGGUACUUGUUGACAGAAGAGCAGAAGGAUCGCGAACUUCAUCAUGCUGCAGUUAAGUAUUAUCAUCUCGAUCGCUCCAUUGAUUUCGUGAACUGGAAACAUUUCUUUGCUCUUCAUGUUGUGCUGUUACGGGAAAUGUGGAGCAUGUUUAUUGGGAGAUAUACAGUAGAAUAUGUAUGUAAACUUUGAAUUUAAAAGCGCCAUAUCUGAGAUGAUUCUCCUUUGUUCAUUUAAUCUGUAUAUAGUUUGAAUUUACACCCAAACCAAUUUAUCUUGAUAACUGGACGCUGUUACUCCCCAAAAAUAAUGGUUUAGGUGAAUAAGAUUUGCCCAAUUUAGUUGUUGGAGCAUAAGAAUUUCAAAUGUUUAUUAUGGAUAACAGUUUGCAAUAGAAACGAAUCACUUGAUAAGA